Molecule: messenger RNA, 5712 nt
Organism: Hemiscyllium ocellatum (epaulette shark)
Lineage: Eukaryota; Metazoa; Chordata; Chondrichthyes; Orectolobiformes; Hemiscylliidae
Gene: cnksr1
Product: connector enhancer of kinase suppressor of Ras 1
Exons: 21
Coding region: 118-2769 (883 amino acids)
Molecular function (GO): protein binding
Source: RefSeq, a predicted model, not a curated record
GGGGCUGGGCGGAAGCGGCUGAAGUUUUGGUGAAAAUCUCAGAGAGUUUUGGGCGAUUUGGAAUCGCCAACUCAGCGUGUGUUUUGGUCGCUGCGCCUGGUGGGGACUGAGGUGGGGAUGGAGCCGAUCAACACCUGGAGCCCCCGGAAGGUCUCGCUGUGGUUACAAGGCUUGGAUAACAGUGUGCAGAAAUAUCCAUUUGAUCAAUGGCAGGUGAAUGGAGAGCAACUCCUGCGACUAUCACAGCAAGACCUGGAAGAGCUUGGUGUGAAACGGAUAGGACACCAGGAGCUGAUUCUGGAAGCAGUGGAGCUACUGUGUGCACUGACCUAUGAUUUAGAGACAGAGAAUUUGAAGAUUUUGAUGGAGAAGUUGAGAGCUGUCUCUGGAACCCUUCAGUCCUUCAUUGUCAGUCGGAGGAAGGUCAGCCCAGGUCCACAGAAACCUUCUGGAGACCUCCUCACCUCUGUCAUAGAUCUUCUUCAAACCACCAAAGCCAUCUUUUCGUGGCUGAACAGGUACCCUUUUAUAUGCAUAAUUAAUUACUCUGCCAUGAAGAAAGAGAUCAUCAGGUUAUGUGUGGAGCUGGCAGAAACUAUUCAUAAGGAAUGCAGCCAGACAGAGAAAGAAAAUUGGAUAUUGAGCAUUUGCAGGGAACUCUCCAGUUUCUGUGAAAACAUGGUGAUGGGUAGCCCCGAGGUGUUGGUGAACCAAUGCGCUUGCCUGGAAACUAUCCAUCUACUCACCACCUCACCAGGGCAGAGUCUGGGAAUUGAAAUCAAAUCGAAUAAUGGGCUGCAUUUUAUCACAGGAACCACAGUAAAUUCUCCAGCUUAUCGCUCUCAGAAAAUUCGACCAGGAGAUGAGGUCGUCCAAGUGAAUGAUAUGGUUGUAGUUGGGUGGACAUUGCAUAACCUGGUUGCCAAACUGCGUGAGAAUCCAAAUCAAGUAGUCCUCAUUAUGAAAAAGGUGCCCCUUGAUAUAUCACCAUCUUUCAGUUUCUCUGACGAUGUUCAGCUGCAGCAACCCCACCUAACAACACAGGUGCAGAGAAGCACAUCAGAAGAUGCAGGAGCAUCGCCAGACGCAAGUGUGCUGUCUGAGAGAUCUUCCCAGUAUUCACGGAGAGAGAGGAUAGGAAUCCAACAGGGUGCACAACCUGACUGCAGCACCUUUGAAACUAAUGCAAGCUGUGAAGACAAGGAUAAGCCAUUGCCAUCUGAAUCCAACUCUGAAAUUGGGUCUGAGUCUGAUGGGGAAAGUGAUCAAGUGCAGCCAGUACAACAGUCCAACACGGAGGGUGAGCACAUGCAGGUAGCAAGUCUGAUGUCUGAAGGGGGCACUGUGACCUCAUGUGAUGGAGAAGAGCUUGUAAGUGAUGGAACAUUAACUCCACAAUCUCCAAGAAUAAUUCAGCAUCAAAACAUUGAAGAUAGAAUGAAAUAUGAUUCUGACUGUGAGGGAGGACCAAGACCAGCAAAUGAUGAGAGAGCGGUGCAGUUACGGAACAGACGAAAGAAAAAAGGAGUAGCAACUGCUCUUAGCCGUAGACGGAUAUCAUGCAGGGACCUCGGUAUGGGCGAGUGUUAUGGCUGGCUCUGGAAGAAGAAAGAACAAUUUAGAUUCAUGUCACAAAAAUGGAAACGCUGCUGGUUUGUGCUGAAGGGACCCAAUCUAUACUGGUACAACAGUGAGAAUGAUGAGAAAGCUGAAGGAUUAAUCAAAUUGAUUUCGUACUCUGUGGAGGCAGCUGGAGAGCACAAGAGAAAAUUUGUAUUCCAGCUUUGUCACCACAAGUUCAAGUCCUUUGUCUUUUCAGCAGACAAUGUGGAUGAAAUGAGGAAGUGGAUUAACAGUCUCAUCAGUGCCAUUCAAAAGUACAAAACUGAAAAAUCCUCUGAAAACAAAGAGGAAGACUGCUGGAGUGAGACAGAGACUGAAGAAUGUGAUGAUUCUCCAGAAAUACCUGGCACUCCUCGAUCCAAAUCCUACCUUAAGAGCAAUGAUCUUUCACCUAUAGAACGAUUCAGACAUUCCUCAGGUAACUAUGGACAAGUUGGAUGCAGUGGAGACACUGGCCGUCUUAGUGCGCCAUCCAGCCCCAGUAAGGAGAGAAAGCUUUUUCCAGAACCUGGUCAAAGUUCAAAUGAUGAACUGGAGACAUUAAUAAGAGUCUUGCAGCGGGAAGGUGUGUCACUGAUCGGUAAGGAGCAGCCUUUUCGGAAAGAUUAUCAUUGGUCAUUCAUCAGACGAAACAAGAAUCCCAUCAUCAAUGAGAAAGCACAUUAUCUGAGAACACUGCAGAGCACACUGAAGGCAAAGAUGGUAGAUUUACAAGCCAUUAAUAAGAUCCUGCAGGAUCCAAAUUUAACAGCGGAAAAGUUCCGAAUAUGGAAAGAAGAAAAUCAGGAGCUACUGGCAGACAUCCGGAAGGUUGAGCAGCUUGCAACUGAAGGAUGGAAAGAGAGGGCCAAGCAGUCAGCUCCUGAACCAGGAGCAAUUAUGACAGAAAUGGCAAUGAGCGCCUCAGGAAAUCCUUUAUCUUGUUUCGAUAUGGAACCAAUAUCAGCAGAAAUCUCAACAUCCAUGUCUGAUGUGGAAUUGGGGAACAGAAAAGGAGUCUAUACAGAUGGUGCAUCUGUACAAUUGGGAAUUGGAGAAGACAGUUACAUAGAAGGGCUGAAUUGCCAACUCGAAUCUGGCACAGACAGGAAUCCAAACUGCCCCAAAUCAUCUAACAGCUCAAGAGAUGAACUGUGGCAGCCUUAAGAUCAAUAAGAAAUGAGAGAAAUGAACCCCUAUGUAUGAGUAUGGAGCUAAGCAUUGUUUAUUCAGAAGUUAUUGUCCUGAUGAACAAAUUUGGCAAGCUCCCAGUACAAAUGUUCCUGGGUCUCUUAAGAGUAUUUCACUGAAAAUAUCCUUAUUAAGCAUGACCCUAUACUGAGGAACCUCCAUUAUCCGGCAUUCAAUUAUCUGAAUAUCUAAUUAUCCGGCAAGAUCGCAAUGUCCUAAUGCUUGACUAAACUAUGUUAUCCAACAUUCAAUUAUCUGAAAUUCAAUUAACCGAACGAAAUAUUCCCCACUUGUGUCCUUUGGAUAAUUGAGGUUCCUCUGUAUUCACUUGAUAUUCACGUGCAGAUUCAGUGCAAACUGCCGGAUUGUGAUUAGAAAAGGAUGCUGUGCCCGAUUUUCCUGUCCUUUAUCUUAUUGCUAACCAAGGGUGGCACAGUGGGUAGCACUGCUGCCUCACAAUGUAGGGACCUGGAUUCAAUUCCAGUCUCAGGUGACUGUUUGUGUGGAGUUUGCACAUUCUCCCAGUAUCUGCAUGGGUUUCAGAUACUUCAGUUCCGUUCCAGUCCAACGAUGUGCAGGUUAGGUGGAUUGGCUAUGCUAAAUUGCCCAUAGUGUGCAGGGAUGUGUAGGCUAGAUGGUUUAGCAGUGAAAUGCAGGGUUAGGAGGAUAGGGCGGGGUGCUCUUCAGAGGUUCAGUAGACUCAAUGAGUUGAAUGACCUGCUUCCACAUUGUAGUGAUUCUAUCCUUGACACUGAGUCCAAUAUUAGUAUACUUGAAACUAAACCAGGUGAGACCAGCUAACAUAAGAGAACGGUUGUCAAAAAUUGUAUUUUCCUCCCUGCUUGGAAGAUUCAUGUAGCUAGGCAUUUCCCACACUUGUCAGAAAAUAUUUGCCUCUAAAGACUAUGCUUCACUACUCUACUCUUUAAAGAAUUGCUUUGAACCUUUGAAUUCUCCUAAACUUUAUGCUGAAGAUAUUCUGUUUGGUGCAAUUCCUGUUUAAUUCUGCAACUUCUUAUUCUCUCUCCUUCCUAAUUCCAUAAAGAAACAAUUCACUCUGAUAAAAAGGGUGUAGAGGCAUUGGAGAAGGUGUGGAAUAGAUAAACAAGGAAACAAAUCGGUGAGUUUACGUAUAAAGGAUUAACAGGCUGUGUCUAUUGUCUCAAAAAAAAGGGUGAGCAGUGACCUAAUUCUAUUGCUGCUGUUUGUAACUACUCCUGUCAGGAGAUCUAUCAUGGUAUGCGUCACUUACUCUGUGCUAGCUUCGCUCAUCUAUUGCAGCUUGUCAGCAAUCACUCUGACAUCUAUCAUUUCUGCUGCCUUCUCCACUUUGCCUUCUGGAGGAGAUUGUUUCAGUUCUAAAUAUAUAGCUGAAAUACUGACAUUUUCUUGUCUGGAUGUCAUUCCUAAGAGUUUUCUUUGCUCUUUCAAUUUCAUACAUCUCAUUUGUUUUUGGUUUGACUGUGGAAUUUUUAGCGUUCAUCCUGGCAUCCAUAUUUCAAGGGCCUCCAUGUUCUUCAACAAAUCUUUGUAUGAUUGUCCAUGUUUCUGAGGCAAAUAGAAGAGUGGAUACAGUGUAUCUUGAGCUUUUCUGUUAACACAUCCUUGCAAUCACUUUGGUGAUCUCUAAUUCAACAUAUACUGCCAUCUUCAGUUAUUAUUUGUCCUAAAGCGACAAACUUAUCUACUUGUUCCAGAAUGACACUGUUUACUUCAAUCUCUACUCUACUUUUUCUAAUGUAUUCCAUUGUACUAUCACUUUGUCUUUUUGGUAGGCAUACUUGAUCCCUUUUCUAAACUCCUGUAAUUUCUAUUAUCGCUUCUAACUCUGUUUCUCCGGAGGCUUUUCGAAGUUCUGUUGUUGCUUCAUGUACACCUGGAACCUUUCCUGUAUUCACUGAUUUUGAAGCAUUUUUUACUUUUUGAUACUAUAAUGUUUUGUCCAUUGUUGCCUCUGUAAUUUGAGGACUCCCUCAACUUGGAUCAUUGUGCAUAUAUAUGCACAAAGUGCCGUCCACCUUUUUGGUGACCUAACAGAGGUUCUUUAAAUUUUUUAAAUUACACCAAGUUUUAAAUAGCAUUUUUACAAAGGGAAUGUUUCCCCUUAGCAGGAAGAGCCUAAUUGAAUACAAGGUAGUCACUAAGAAAUUCAAAAAUAAUGCUCAUGAAACUUAGAGUGUGGAUUUUUCCACCACGAUUGAAAAGAAUGGUAUAGUAUUUAAGGGGUCACUAGAAAAGCAUAUGAAGGAGAAGAGAAUACUGCUUACUAUGAUAGAUUUUAGAUAAUGAGAAAUGGAUGGCAAAAAUUGAGCAUGACGAUGGCAUUUACUGGUUGGGCCAAAUUGCCUGUUUCUGUGCCACAUAUCCUAGGUAAUCCAAUUACGUACAGUUUCAUGGGCAGCAGUAGUCUCUUGCUGCUUUCCUGCAUGAGUCUGGUCUGUGAAUAAGUCUUGGGUAUGUGUUAGGUCAAAUCAUAAAAAGGAUUGGAGAAUACUUUGGAGACUAGUGACUGGCUAACUCCUGACUACAGUUAGAUACACUAUACAAAACAAAAUAUUAUAAUGGUCAAGGUAUCCAGAACUUAAGUAUUCAAAACAUGACAUGGCAGUUAUGAAGUUGACCGCAGUAAAUCGUACAUUGAAUUGCAUUCACAAAUAACAUUCAGAGAAGGGAUCUUUCUGUCAUUAGCCCAGAUGCUCAUACUAUGGGUUGACUCUCAAUACCCUCCAAAGCAAAACAGUUGGCCAUCUUUUCAGGACAAAUAGUUAUAGUCAAUGAAUGCUCCUCAUCUAUAUUACUUAGAAAUAUUAAUCUAUUGACUUUGAGUGAUUUGAUAAUACAAAAUAGUUGCUACCGGAAAAUAAUUUAACUUUAUGCAGUGUUUAUUUUACUUUAAUAAACCUGAAAAUAUUUUAAAAA